UCAAAGUCGUAGGGGUGACUGGAUAAGGUCACGUAGGUCAUUUAUUUGAAGUAGACAAGUACAGUGUCAGUUCAUUUUCAGUAAAAAAUUUCAAUAUUUGCAAACCCUAACUAACGUCUGGUUGGUGCAGGGGUAUAAAUACCAAAUUUGACGAAUAUUGAUCACUAGAUCCUGAGACUUCACUACGAGUGUUCGUAUUCCAAAUAUUUUUAAUUUUGAUUUAGGCAUUUGCAAGUACUUUUUCACAACGGUUAGAUAUUUUUAAACAUAUAUUUGAAUAAAGAAGAGGAAGACUACAGAAAACUUUUUCACUACUUUUGGAAAAUAUUUCUCAUAAAACAUCAAAAUGAGCCGCAAAUUCAUCGUUGGUGGUAACUGGAAGAUGAACGGCGAUACUGAUCAGAUUGUUGAAAUCGUCAAGAAUUUGACUCAGCUGCCCCUGGAUCCUAAUGUAGAGAUCGUGAUAGGCAUACCUUCAAUUUAUGUAGCUUAUGUGAAGAGCAUUGUUCCUAACAACGUUGCAGUCGCAGCACAGAACUGUUGGAAGGCUGCUAAAGGCGCCUUUACAGGUGAAAUCUCUGCGCCUAUGAUCAAGGACGUAGGCGCUGAAUGGGUGAUACUUGGUCACUCCGAAAGAAGAAUUAUAUUCAAUGAAGAAGACGAUCUAAUUGCUGCUAAGGUGGCUCAUGCUUUGGAGUCGGGCCUAAAAGUAAUAGCCUGCGUCGGAGAAACUCUCGAGCAAAAAGAUUCUGGCAUUACAGAAGAGGUUGUGACCAAGCAGAUUAAGGCUCUAGUGCCAGCUAUUGGUAAUAACUGGCAGAAUGUUGUGCUGGCUUAUGAACCAGUUUGGGCUAUUGGCACGGGCAAGACUGCUACUCCUCAACAGGCUCAGGAAGUGCAUGCGGCAAUCCGCAGCUGGCUGUCCACCAAUGUCUCCAGUGAUGUGGCCGAAAACAUUCGUAUUCAGUACGGAGGGUCUGUGACUGCAGCCAAUGCCACGGAGCUAGCCGCUUGCGCAGACAUCGACGGGUUCCUCGUAGGAGGCGCGAGCCUAAAGCCCGAGUUUGUCGACAUUAUUAACUCGUGUAACUAAUGGCUCAGGUUGUGGUAAAACAUGGACACGUACCACAGACAAUCCACGUUUUUUUAUGUUCUUACUAGCUGUUAAUUCUCAUUUUAGACUCAACUCCACAGUUGCGGUAUUAUGUAGAAAGUUUCACAGUAGCAAGCAAAAUGGUUCGCAGCAGCAACUGUGUUACGGACGUUAGAUUAUAUAAUAGCAAUUCUGUCAUUCGAUGACAGAUUGUUAGCAACUGUGUUGUUCAAUCCAGCGGCAAAUGUAAUUACGCCAUACGAAUUUGUGUAUUAAUUAGGAUUAGUCGUAAUAAGUUGAAACCUAAAAGCCUAAUUAUAGAAAUCUAAAAGCAAGUCAUAUGAAAAAUUUCAAACUGGAACAAAAUAUAUUGAAAAGUUGUAAUUUCAACCAGGUAACUGAUUACUAAAUUAAACUUAAACAUUCUCUUUACUCGUUUUCCAUUUAUUUUACAGUUUCUUUUGAGGGGUACUGCUUAUAAGACACUGUAAUCUGAAAAAUAUAAUGUAAUUUAUGUACUUAUUAAUUUUUUUUUCAAAUUUCGUAUUUGUCGUAUCCAACUUCAUUUAAAUAAGUAUAUUUGAUUGAUAUUUGUUUAUAAUAAUAAUCCCUUGUAUAAGCUUCGAUAUUUCGUCGGCCAUAAACCCUAUUAUUGUGGUAACCUUCCCGUCCUGUAUAAUAGGUACAAAAAGUUAAAAAAUUUUUAAACAUAUCCACUGUCACAUAAUCAAAUUUUAGGUACUUUUAUAUUGUCAUUAAAGUAUAUUGUUUCCCCAUAUUUUUUUAAUAUUCAAAUCAGUGUUGCAGUAGGAGGUAGAAUAAGUAUGUAGUGAUAAGUCUCAAUGAUAAAUGUAAUACAUAUAAUGUCAUUACUUUUAAUCUUAGUGAUACGCCAUACGCUAUAAAUUAUGGCAUUAGUUGUAAUCGAUGUUUGUGAAAGACGAGCGGACAAUUUCAUAUUUCCUAUUUCAAAUGAUGUUUAAUUUUAAGUGCUUUUAAAAUAUUUUUGCUUUUUUCAUCAUUGUUUACUUCGUUAUAGUUACUUUUAAGUAAAUUACUAUAGAAUCGUGUUUAAUUAAUGUUCCAAAUAUGUUUGUUGCUUUUAUUUCGAUAUCAGGUUUCCUUAUAAUUGAAACUGUUUAAAACAUGCUGUUUAUUGAUAAAUUUAAAUAAAGAUAUUAAAUGUGAAAUGGAUUUCAUUUAUUAAAAUACAUCACUCUAGUUAAAAUGGUAAUAAAUAAAUGCUAUGAAAUGGAAUAACCACCAAGCAUGAGCGUUACAAAAAUUUAGGGGCGACACAAUAUAAUCAGUGAUAUUAAUAAUAUUGAAAAAACAUCAAAGUCAUAGGGGUAAUACUGGAUAAGGUCAUGUAGGUCAUUCAUUAGAAGUAUAUGGAGAUUUCAUAGAUAAUUAUAUGAAAUCGUAAAAGUGAUGUCUGUUCUACCGUUAGAUGAUAUAAAUAAAGAGCCAUUUUUCUAAUAUA
Messenger RNA from Achroia grisella, 2576 nucleotides. Its product is annotated as triosephosphate isomerase-like. The transcript is spliced from 6 exons. The record is from RefSeq and is a predicted model, not a curated record. Gene Ontology annotation, molecular function: triose-phosphate isomerase activity. Gene Ontology annotation, biological process: glyceraldehyde-3-phosphate biosynthetic process; glycolytic process; gluconeogenesis. Bases 347 to 1093 code for a protein of 248 amino acids. Gene Ontology annotation, cellular component: cytosol. NCBI's taxonomy places the organism in Eukaryota, Metazoa, Arthropoda, Insecta, Lepidoptera, Pyralidae.